Messenger RNA from Pogoniulus pusillus (Red-fronted tinkerbird), 2085 nucleotides. It is a transcript of the gene TMEM161A, whose product is annotated as transmembrane protein 161A. The coding region runs from base 48 to 1487 and encodes 479 amino acids. The record is from RefSeq and is a predicted model, not a curated record. The transcript has 12 exons. Lineage: Eukaryota; Metazoa; Chordata; Aves; Piciformes; Lybiidae.
GGGGCGGUGGGCAGGCUUCCUGCGGCCGCCUUUGCGCUGACCCCGGCAUGGCGGUGAUGGGCGUGCAGGUGGUGGUGAGCCUGCUGGCAGCCAGCCUGAUGCAGAAGAUGGCCCCGCACUGCUCCUUCGCCCGCUGGCUGCUCUGCAACGGCAGCCUCUACCGCUACAAGCACCCCUCGGACGAGGAGCUCUGUGCCCUGGCAGGGAAGCAGCGUCCAAGGAGCAAGCGGGACAGGAGGCUGAACGGUGUGACAGAGGACAAACCUCUCUCCGUGCCCCGGGACAUCGACCUGCACCUGGACACCAGCCCCAUCACCGCCGUGGAUGCUCUUGUGCUGCGCUACUUCCUGGACUACCAAUGGUUCGUGGACUUCGCCGUCUACUCCACCGGCGUCUACCUCUUCACCGAGGGCUACUACUGCUUGGUGGACCCCCAGAAGGAGACCAACCUUGGGGUGCUCUGGUGCCUGCUGACGGUUGUCUUCUCCAUCAAGGUCUUCCUCAUGGUGCUGCGCCACUACUUCCGCUCGGAGGAGGGGGGCGAGCGUUCCGUCUGCCUCACCUUCGCCUUCCUCUUCCUCCUCCUCGCCAUGCUGGCCCUCAUCAUCCGGGAGGACUACCUGGAGUUUGGCCUGGAGCCCGGGCUGGCAGGCGUCAGCAGCGACCUGGAGAGCAUCCUGAAGCAGCAGGGCUGGGAGUGGAUGGUGCCCCUUGCCAAGUUGGCCUUCAAGCUGGCGCUGGUUGCCCUCUGCUCCUUCCUGGGUGCCUGCCUGACCUUCCCGGGGCUGCGCCUGGCCCAGACCCACCUGGAUGCCCUGAGGCUGGCAGCUGGCAAGCCCCUGAGACAGGCCCUGCUCCACCUGAGUUUCCUGGCCCCCGUGCUGGUGGUGGUGAUGUGGAUCAAGCCAAUCUCCAGGGACUUCCUCCUGCACGCACCCAUGGGCAAGCAGACAGUGCAGAUCAUGUCAGACUCUGCCUACAACACUGCCCGCCUCUGGGCCAUCGUGGGGCUGUGCCUGCUGCGCCUGGCACUCACCCGCCCCCACCUGCAGGCGUACCUGGGGCUGGCCGAGCGCUGGGUGGAGCAGCUGAGGAAGGAAGCUGGCAGGAUCCCUGCCCUGGAGAUCCAGCGCAAGGUCACCAGGAUCUACUGCUACGUCUCGGUGGUCAGCCUGCAGUACCUGGCACCCAUCGUCCUCACCCUGCACUGCACCCUGCUGCUCAAGACGCUGGGGCAGCACUCGUGGGGGCUGUACCCAGAGCCCCCUCCUGUGUCCCCGGCAGCGGUGGCACCGCAGCGUCCCGCGGGGCAGGGCGGGGAGGACGUCCGUGUGGCAGUGGAGCAGAUCACAGGCAUCCUGGGCAGCAUCUUCACCCCCCUCUUCCUCCGGGGACUCUUUGCCUUCCUCACCUGGUGGGUGGCUGCCUGCCAGGUCGUCACCAGCCUCUUCGGCCUCUACUUCCACCAGUACCUGGCAGCCUCCUGACUGGGGGGGGAGCUGGGAUGUGCCUGUGGGCACAGUCGGUGCCCAGCUGCUGGUGCCCUUGCCCCUGCCCUGGCUGCUUUCCCCCUUUGCACGUGCUGGUGGCACCUGUGGACAUGCACCUGGGGACAGUUGUGCCACCAGCCCUGGGCAGGAGGGGGUUUAUGGCUCCUGGGCCAGCAUGGGCAUCGCCUGCUCCUGCCACCCAUCACCACUGUGCCUCUCGCCCCUCCAAGCCCUCUUCCCCUUCCUGGCCCCACAUGGUGAGGGAGCAGCUGAAGCUCCCCACAGGUGAGUUUGCUGCUGCCUGCUCUGACCCAGCCUGAGGCCACUGCUGCUGUCAUUUCCUUCGGGGGCAGCAGCUUCAGCCAGCCCUGGGCUGGUGGAGACCUCCCAGCCAGGCUGCAGCUCCAGCUUGGUUUGCCAGUGGAGGGCUGGGGGCUUGCUCUGCCUCCUGUUUGCCCCUCCAUGGGCAAGUCUGGUUUUGUGGGGUCACUGCAGCUGGGUUAGAGCUGCUUGGGGUCGUCCCUCUGCUUGGUGUGAAGUCCUCAGCUCCAGCAGCCUCAGUUGUUGGCUGUUAGAAAUAAAGAAGUAACCCAGA